Messenger RNA from Cinara cedri, 2705 nucleotides. The record is from the annotation of a GenBank genome assembly. NCBI's taxonomy places the organism in Eukaryota, Metazoa, Arthropoda, Insecta, Hemiptera, Aphididae.
GGAUUUCUGUCAAUAUUUUGAGUCUCUGCAAAUAUUUUUAAUUGAAUAACAUUUUAAAAACUAAAUUUCAAAUGAUAAAAUAAAUAUUAUUAUGAAUUUACCCGUACAUUUAAAUAAUAAAAUUUUUAGGUCAUAAUUUGAAAAAAAAAAUCGUAUUUCUUGUUUUUUUGGUUUCCCCGGUUAUUAUGAAAACUACUUUGGAUAUCAAAAAAAGGCUUUCUCUGCUAGUGGCUAAAUACUAAACGAAACAACAAUGAUUUCUUACAACAUUUUGGUUGGAGUUAUAAUUCUGGUAAAAAACAUAGUGAACCUAAAUUAAAAACCGUGAAAACAAUGACGCCGUGGCAUGUCGUAAAUAUUUGCCGUUAUACAAAUAAUUUUUUUUCUGAUUUUUCCCAUAUAUUUUGAAAAUCAUUUAGAUAUUUAAAAUAUGACCGUCCAAAUGUAGCAACUGGAAAACAUUAUUUUUCAGAAAAAUUUCUAAACGAUACUUCAGAGCAAGUGUUAUGGUAGAAAAAAUGAACAUACACACAAAAUAUAAAAAGACCAAAUCAUAGAAAAACCAAUAGAUACCCUCGCUAUGCUUCAUAUCUAAAAUAACAUAUUCUAAUCUUUAAAUAUUAAUUUUUUCAACAGUUGUUUUUAGUUUUAAUGUAUAGUUGUAUAUAUUUCGACUUAAUAAUUGACAUUUAGGUAAUAGAAUUUAACAGGAUUUUAAAUCUUAGUAUAGAUGUUUAGAAUAAAUAAUACACUCUAGAUAUUCUUGUUAAUUUGUAUUUUUAUUUUAUUUAUAUAAAAUUAAAAUUGUAUACUAUCCAAUAAGAUAUAGAAUAUACAAUACAAGAAAAAUUGUGUACAUGUCAUUUGUAUAGUGGCGUUUUGUUUAUCGAACGAGCAACAUGUAUGUUCCGCUUUCGAAUUUUGAAUACACGCGUUCGUUUAGUAACAUACUAACUAUGAAUAUGCCUUCGCCUUUGACACACGCGUGUGCGAGCUUGGAUCGUCUUUCGGAAUGUCUGUGACGGGUCAGGUUAGUUAUCCAUGCAGUUAUACUACAAAUACAACAAGACAACGAAAAACUUAACUAAGUUUGUUACCCAAUUACAAGUGAGCAAUGCACAACUACUGAGUGAAUUAUUACAUUUCCAAGUGAGUUAUAUUAAUGAUCCUAAUAAAAAUAUCAAAAACAAUACAAAGAUAAGUGAAAAUUUGGAUUCUAAUUCAGGUGUUAGUAAAAGCCGCAAAAUGAUUCAGCGAAAUAUCUGGGAAUACAUAUUGACUCACGACUUCACUGGAACAUCAUGUACGCCAGAAAAAGUUGCAAAACAAACAAAAAUUGCACAAACUGUUGUGGCUAGUUGGUUGACACUCCGAGGUAGUCUUAACCAGCAAACGUCUCUUGUACGUAUCGAUACUUAAACCGAUUAGGAUUUAUGGUAUUCGACUGUGGGGUUGUGCCAGUAAGUCCAAUAUCGAAAUAAUACAACGAUGCCAGAUGAUCGCUUUUUGUACCAUUUCCGCAGCAUAUCGGUAUGAUAAGAACGACAUAAUUCACCGCGAUUUGAAACUGUGAUCCGUGCAGGAUAAAAUUACCCGGUUUGCUCGCAAACAUGCAAGAAAACUGAAGCUCCUCAUAAAUGUGGCUGCCAAACAGCUCCUCGACUACUCGAAGGACAUCAGACGACUCAAACGACUGAGAAUAUUUGACUUAGUCUAAUUAUUAGAUUAAUAAUGGGGCUGAUUUACUGGAAGUAAAACCCCACACAAGUUUUAUAAAUAUAUUUUGCAUUGUAUGCAUAAAUACUUUUAUUGAUUUUUAUUUAUAAAGAUUCUUUUAUCGUUUAAAUAAGUCAAUUUUACUGUAAAAUGAAUUGUUUUAGGUUAUUUUUCAAACUGUUUCGAUUUGUGUUAGUGCAUUUAAAUUCAAACGGGAACGUCAUUGUUCUAACUUUUGAUAACUACUUUAAACACACAUUGUAACCUUGUUUAUUAUUCUAUAUUCCACUCUCCACACAUGUUCUACCCAGUUAAGACUUCGACUUUUCAUGACACCUACUUUAUCGGUUUCGUUAAAUGUUAGCCUUUAUACUGCGUUUGUCCUUUUCUUUACCCUUUAUUCAUAUUUAUUGUUUUCAUUGAUCUUUUUAUGGCCAAAUAUCCUCUUUAGUAUUUUCUUCUCAAAUAUCAUUAGUUUCUUUUAGUCCCCUUUUAUUGAUUCCCAUCCCCGAAUGUAUGUUAUGCAAUAUGCCUGACUUUGGCUUUAUAUAGCCUAAUUAGUGCCCUCCUGGAUACUAGUUUUGACACAGUAAAUAUUUUUUACUGAAAAACAUUUUUAAAACAAAAUUUCAAAUAAUUAAAGAAAUAUUAUAAUCAAUUUUCCAGUUCUUUUAAAUAAUAAAAUUUUUAGGUCAUAAUUUGAAAUAAAAAUCGUAUUUCUUGUUUUUUUUUUUUUCCCGAUUAUUCUGCAAAUUACUUUGGAUAUCAAAAAACGACUUUUUCUGUUUGUGGCUACCAACUUUUUAGUUGAGGCAAUAUUUCUGGUAUAUAAAUUAUAUUGUGUAAUUAUCUUUAAUGUCACACAAAAUAUAUUUUUAUAGUUUGCUAUAUUUGUUUAGUAUAUUAAGGACAUUAUUUUAAAUAAACAAAUCAUUAUUUACACAAGUUUUUAAAUUUUUUAUGUACCACUAUAAACGAUACAUUAUUCU